Molecule: messenger RNA, 5180 nt
Organism: Scophthalmus maximus (turbot)
Lineage: Eukaryota; Metazoa; Chordata; Actinopteri; Pleuronectiformes; Scophthalmidae
Exons: 3
Coding region: 892-1224 (110 amino acids)
Source: RefSeq, a predicted model, not a curated record
AGGAGGAGGACGGAACAGGAACAGAAAGUGAAGACUUGUCAAGAUGUCUGGGUGAGGGGGACCAGAGCGGAGCAGAAGCCAGAAGCCAAAACAGAAACUGCAGAAGUUUGAGCAGCUGACUGGAUUAUACACGAGAGGAGACCUGACCUGCCACUUCACAAGUGCCUGCGGGUGUGUGUUUUCUUGUCCGGGCGAGCUGUUAAGAGAAGAUGUCCUCCGAGGACAUUCCCGAAAUCGUAGAGACAAAAUUGAACCACCUCUUCACAACUGGAUAAAACUAAACCAAGAGCCAAAGAGCAAGAGGACAAGAGAGGACUCGAGAGAACGAGGACCAAGAAAACAAUACGUGGAAUGUCAAGUGGCAUAUAAAAAAAACUGUCUUUACCCUCAAGAUCAGAAUUCUCACAGCCGAGAGAUUUCAAAGAGAGCUUCUAAUAAACAAAUUAGCUUUUGGUCUUGUUUAGAAAAAAAUGCUCUGGCCUUCGGUUAAGGACUCUAAAGAAGGAGCCAUCCCCGAAUUCAACUUCCAGUGUUUCUCUUUGAACACAAACAACACAUGCUUCUCAGGGCAACUGUCUGAAAACAGAUCUCAAGUGCGGGAGACAAGCACAUGAAAGUUCAGUGUUGAGUCACCAGAGAUAUCUGACCCGACAGCUGCUGGAUUGGUAAAACUUCUCAACUUGCCACUUUAAAACUGGAGUCAGAUUACAUAAAAAUACUUUUUUAAAGACAAAUUAACACCAUAUCUCAAUAAUUUUGCUAUCUGUAAAAGCCCCUUGUGCUCGCUUACUAUCUCAUAAAACUUCACAACUGUCGAGAGGAUUCGUUCAAACUUUAAAACCGCCACGCAGACUCAAUUAAAAAGGAGUCACGGCUCUGCAUCCUGAAGCCAUGGAUGAGAAAAUUGACAGUAUUCGGGAUUUUUUCAACCAAAUCUGGAGCUUUGCUACAGACAAACACAACCAGGGGGCCUACAACACAGUGUGCCUGGUGGUCCUCCUGACUCUUCCCCUGCUGGUCCUCCUCGUUACUCUGGUGGUGUGCUGCCACUGCUGCUGCUGUCGCCAUGCCAACGGCUGCUGUCGCUGCUGCCGCGGAGACGCCAUGGCAACCACAAGGUCGGAGGCGAAGAAGAAAAAAAAUUCGGCCAAUACUGAGGACUUGUGGAUUUCUGUCCAGACGGGGCCGAUGACACCUGACACGGUCGCCCUGGCUAUGGUGUAGGAAUGAAUUUCUAUUUUUUAAGAGUGCUGAACCUCGACCCGUUGGUGCAGUGGAGCUGAUCAAGUGUCGCAAAAGUGCAAAACUCCGAUCGCCGUAGACUUGAAGAAGCCCGAGGACAUUGUUCAAACUGGCGGGAAGCACCUCACAUUGUAAUAGGCACAGAUUUGGUUGAAAUAUGUAAACUGUACAGAUUUGUUUCACUGUCAUAUGAUGUUUUCUCAAUAUGCUAGAUGUGGAGAUUUGAUUACAUUGUUUACAGCUUUGAGUAUGAGCUUUUUGGUGAUGUACAUAUAAUAUUCAGACAGGCACAUGUAUAAAUGUGAGUGUGUUAGCGAGAGAGAGAGAGUGAAUCAGAGAGAAGUGCAGUAUUAUUGAGAGCACUUUGUUCUUUGAGCUCCCAUGUGAAAUUCAUAGCAUUUGUAUUUGAGAGAGCGCCAAUUUCAGGUUUGCCCGGCAUUCAAAUACUGCCUACUUUUCACAUGUAGGCAGCAAUGUAAAGUGGUGAUUCACUCGCACUUUCAAAAGGAAAAUGCACUGAUGUCCAAGUGGUUAAACUCAAUUGAUGCACAAUCAUUUGGAUUUAUUUCCUGUUCUUGCUUUCUUUUUUGUGUGUGUGUAUUUGCAUAAUUUGGUCCACAGGAGAGGCACUUCUUUUACUUUUUGGUUUUUGAGAAUGCUCCAGUAUUCAGGUCAAGUCAGCCUUAAAGGCACAAUUCUUCAACAAAAGAUUAAAAAGAAAGAAAAGAAUAAAAGUGAGAAAUAAAAUCUCUGGUUCUUCCCAAAACGGUUGACAGAUCUUUCUGUGCACUUUGAACCCGCUAUAUAAGUCAGUGAAGUUUUCUCAAGCAAAAUCAAAAAGUUAAAGUUCUCCAUGCUAGCACAUUUGAAAAUAGAAACCAUUUGUCAAUGCUUGUGAAUUAGCUGCAGAGGUUCAGAGGUUUAAAAGUAGAUCUGAGAUGAAACAGCAGGACGCUGCCUUUUGAGUGAUUUUAUAAAAAUCUUCAACACAUUACCUGAAACAAUGUGUAUCAUCACCAUAAUUCUUCUUGUGUUGACUUGUCAAUGGGACAAUACAUCUACAUUCACUUAUUAACUUUUUUGAAGUGUAAAAUUCCAUAUGUCUUUGUCGAAGACCAAAGAACAACGACAAAGAGCAAGAAAUCACUGUACCGUUGUAUAUGUCACAUUGGUCAUUUAAUAUUUAUUAAUAUCAAUAGUAUCAGAAGAUAUCAGGGAAGUGGAAAAGUUGCAGUGCAGAGCUCAGACGCUCAGAUUACAGAAGUAGCCCAGCACGCUUUCAUUUUGAGCAGGCGUUGUGGAGGCACAGAGUUUAAAAGGUUGGCUUUGUAAAAAGAAACUGUCAGAAGAGUGAAUGAUAGAAGAGAGGAGGCUUUUUACCAUUUCAUUUCUGCCAGUUUAGCUGGUAGAAUUCCAGUGGCUGUUACUAGGUACAUAAGUUCACAAUGAGAAUCCAUCAAUAUACUUUGAAUGUCAACAGGACAACUUUGACCAUUCCGUUUGUUUUUAUCAGCUCUCUUAUGCGACAUGUGUGAUUAUUGGAUCUUCAUAUCCUAAAAAAUUGUAUAUGAAUUAUGAUUAUGGUUGGUAUAACUGAGAAUAUUCUAUUUCCUCACUCAAAAAAAGUGGAAGAGCAACGUUCCCGUGCGCUACGGCAGGAGUAGGAGCAAGCAGCUUGAUUCAAGUGUCGCAUCAUCUCGGCCCCUGCAAAGAAGUUUUGUCUUUAGAGGGUUGUCACUGUAACAGUCAUUCUUAGGAGUUUAAUGAACACGGGCUCAGGUUCGUAUGCGUCCACACUGCUUGUGGACACAGCAGCGUGUUAAUUACCUUCAGCCGGUGCACAAACACAGCUAGAAGUUAUUUUGUCAAUUAGCCAAACUCUUCAAUUAUGUGAACGCGAAGUUGUGUGUUCAAAAUACAUUUUCUGAAAUUAACUUCACAAGUUCUGUAAAUAUUCAAGAGGAAGAGAAACCCUGAAUUAAUCGAGUGAUUUCGUUUGACUGGUUGGUGCCCGAAGGCUCAUUCAGAUUCUUUUUUUUCAAGCGCAUGAUGACUCAAAACCCAAUUAGGCAGAAGUGUCUCAGCAGCAUCAUCAUCCUUAUGAACUGGUUUACGCCGGCACUUGGUUGAUCUACUUGCUCAAGUGCUGCUGGGAACACGGGACCCACUCGUGUCACUGCUGCCCAGGCGCACACGUCCCCAUGUGGAGAGUGAGGUUUGUCUCUUCUUCUGCGCUAGAAACUGCAGAGUUUGGCCUGAGGAGCCUGCAGGGUGACAAGUCAGUGCUGCCAGCCAGCCUGAAAGGAUCGCCUGGAGAUAACAUCAUUGACAUGUUCAGGUGUUGGCUGAACAGGUUUCUUGACACCAUAAUGAUAAUGAUAAUAACUAGGGAAAUGAGCAGAUAAAUAAUAGUUUGACAUGAUGGAAAAUAUGUAAAAGUGAAGAAGGAUAGCAUUCUCAUAUCUGUAAAGUAACGCAGCUGUGGCCGGCAGUCAGUUAUCAUAGCUUAGCACAAAGACUGAAAACACCCGGUUUGCCUUUGUCUUUUGAUUAAUUAAAUUACAUUUUGUUUCUUUAAUCUGCAAAAACAAUUCCAAAAAAGACUUGUUUUACAAGGAGUUAUGUGCAUUACCUCAUGUAAAACAGCAAAUUGUGAUUUCCAUUCCUUUUUUCUUCAGGACAUUUUCGUCCCGAUUAAACAAAGACGAUACAACAUGUUCAUUAGUGAGUUUCAGAUGUUCUGGUAGGUGAAUUUGUGAGGUACAUCCAGAGCCAAACAUGCUGUUUUUACUUACUCUACUGACUGCGGGCUCCGGCUGUAUAUAUUUAGCACACAGACCUGAGAGUGGUUUCAAUCUUCUCAUCUAACUCUCGACAAAACAGAGUCAAUAAAGCAUAUUUUCCAAAAUGUCAAACUAUUCCUUUAAACUACAAGAGGAAGAGAUUUACAAGAUUGGUCUGACUUUCCAACCUGAGCUGCUGAAGCAGGGAGUCGCAGCAGGGAGUCUCGUGCCGAGGGAUCUAAACCCAACUGAUCAUUGAUUGCAGCGGCGGUAGGAGGGCUGAAAAUAACACCUCAGUUGAUUGCUAUUUUUCGACUGCCAUAUUAUGGUACAAUAUUUUACCCUCAGCAUUAAUUUCAGCCUGGCAGGAAAAUGAUGGUUUUUCUGUUUCUACUAAACACGCUCAAUAAUUCACAGGCUAAUAUAUAUAUUUUUUUCUAAUUCUUUCCAUCUCAGCUGCCUCCCGGCUGCAGCCAGUUAUUAGCUGAGCAUGAGUUACUGAUCCUCAUUAUCACACAUUUCAAAUCCAUUAUACAGUAUUGUGGGUGUUUUUGCAGUCCUGUGCUAAAAAUGUAUACUAUGCUGAUCUUUGUUUUCUAACACGUUCACACCAUUCACACUUUCCCUGUCGACAGCUGUUAGGCAGUAUUUGUAAUGUUGAGCUUUAAUAUGUUUUGACUUCCCUCGGUUUGAACAUUUAUUUUCCAGGGACUAUGUAUCAGCUGUAUUCAUCUGCGGGAGUCAAAAGGUAAAAUCUUUUUUUUUAAAUAAUAAUAAUAUAUAUAUGUUUUUCUUUCCCUGGUGUCAGUUUGUUGGGAUCAGACGGAGCGGAGGUGUAGGAUUUGUCUGCCGCUUGAACAGCAUAUCAGCUGCAUAGUUGUCUAUAUGGUAGCAUCCCUUUUUUUGUGAUCCCAUCCAAUUAUGCUUGACAGUGUAUAUUUAGGACAUGUUUUUGUUGUUCUACAGUUGAAAAAAAAUGCUGAUGUGAUUGUUUAUUUAUUCAUUUAUCUUGUUGUUGUUUUUUUUAAUUAUGUGCCUGGCUGGGCUUUGUUUGCAGCUUUGCAUGCAUAAUUUACCCUGACAUAUAGAGACACGAUGAUAAAGGAGAGGAAAUGUGGGAGAUGAGAGGGAGAGAAAUAAAGUCUUUUUUCUGUC